Molecule: messenger RNA, 7363 nt
Organism: Pollicipes pollicipes
Lineage: Eukaryota; Metazoa; Arthropoda; Thecostraca; Pollicipedomorpha; Pollicipedidae
Gene: Usp16-45
Product: ubiquitin specific protease 16/45
Exons: 15
Coding region: 3553-6975 (1140 amino acids)
Biological process (GO): protein deubiquitination
Cellular component (GO): nucleus; cytosol
Molecular function (GO): zinc ion binding; cysteine-type deubiquitinase activity
Source: RefSeq, a predicted model, not a curated record
UUUUAUAUAAUUUAGUGGAGCGGGUGAGCAGAGAAAUAUUUUGCCCCUCUUAAAUCGAGCAAAUCAUGUUCUCCCUCAUUUUGACAAAGUUUUUUCUCACAGUUGGGGAGGGGGCAUCCUAUCCAGCCAAAUAGGGAACUACACACUUGUUCCAAUGUUAAGUACGUCUGGGUCAGUGAAAGCCUAGGCAGGUAUCGCAUUGCCGCAAAGUCUUUGCUCGGUCAGGGUGUACUUUCCUACCUAACAUUAGGAAAAAUCAUUGUACACCAUUCGUCAUGUUUAAGGCAGGACAUAUCAUAAAUAAUCACAAAACAGGUAGAUUUAUGCUCUUACCCAGAAUUUUUUUAUAAUAAUGAUGGCGAGCUCCCGAACGCCGCACAUGCACGGCAGCCAUUUGGAUGACCCGUUUUAUGAUUAAGUAUGAUAUGUUCUGCCUUAGAAGCAAUGAUUGAUGUACAAUGCUCUUUUUAACAUGAGGUAGCAAUGUAUACCCUGACCAGGAAGCACUUUUUUAGGAAAAUAGAAAGUUUAAGAAUUGCAAGCAGCCAAUUUCUAAUGGUCAUUGGCAAUCACUGAGACCAGCUUAAGCAUGGUGUUUACUGCCAUCCUCUUUCAAAGAAUGUCCUUUAGUGCCAGCUGUGAAUGCAUCACUAAUUCACUUGGGUUAUUUUGUUCUCACUACAAGCUGUGAUUUUAAUAUUUUUGUUCUCUCCCCCAAGAGCCAAAACCAAAUUUCAGGUACUGUCUGCACCACGUUAUCUUGAGAAGGUCCUGGUAGGUGGAGUAUCAGGCACCAGUACCUGAUGUAGCCAACAUACAUCCAGAACUAUAACUGAAUAAUGUUCCAACAUUUUGGAGGCAUGGUCUACAUUUACAUACACCUAUACCAUGUUUAGAUACCUGCCUUAAUUUGGCACCUUGCAAUAGGCAAUUUGACGAUCCUUCAGAUUGAUACACAUAUACCUAAAGCAAAUGUACCCCCAGCAAACAUAAUACAGCAUUUGGAAAAGUUCCCUCUAAAAGACAUGCUGCUGGUUGAAAAGUUAAAGCACAGCCCAUCAUUAAAUUAUGUAAUUAGACAACACAAACUACUGAUUCAUACCUAGGGAAUAGGAACUGUAUCUGCUUUCUGACAGCAUCAUCUGUUUGAUUAAGUUCUAACAGGCAUUAGAAAAUGCAUGGAUUCAUUCGCCGUCACCAAAUUUAGAAGUUUAUCAUUCUUUAAACACGUGUGAUGUGAUUCCGCAUCAAAAUAAGAUACAUUGUAACAUUAUAAGAAGCACCAUAAGCAUGUUUGAAAGUUCUGCAGGCACUUAAAGGCAUGGAAAAGCCUGCUGUGGAUGAUGAGAAACAAUUAUAUCACUUAAGUUGAUCACCCAACCUGAACGUCCCACCCUCGCUAACCACUGUAUGACAUCACCCACCGAUGGCCCGCAUCUCACCAUGCGAAGGAUUUGAGCAUCAUGUGUAAUUAUAAGAAGGUAUGUGUCUGCUUUUUCAGUUUGAAAACAUGAUGGCAUUAAGUACAAAACUCUGGUUGUUUCUGUAAGAAUGUCAGAUUGUAACUUGAAAUUUGAUUAGUAGCGGGACAUAAAAAGGUAAUUAUGGUGCUUAUACUGAGAACAGUACAAUUUCUUGUUACACUUUUCCUUAAAUAAUGAACAAAUUUGGUAAAUGGCUGUUCAAAUUCUACAUCUUUUGCACAUGUGGCCAUACUUGGUAGGACCCUCAGAAUCUUUGGCUUACUUUGGAAGCUUUCUGUACCUUUGUUGUUGUUUUCUUGCAUCAUGGAAGAUACCAGAUAUGUUGCUUUCUUGACAGAAUAUGACACUUUUGGUACAUAAUUGGACAAGACCUCCCAGUCAGUCCUCUGCUGGCCCAUGUUGCAUUUGGGUGGAAGGUUUUUUCUGUGUUUUGUCAGAAUUUUGGAUACAUCAUGCAGUUUGUUUCCUCUGAAAAAUAUGUGUGGCAUCAGCAAUUGGUUUGUUUGUGAUUCAUGGUAGUAUUAAUGAGAGGAUGGCUCACUUUGGAGCCUGCUUUGGCACAGGCUCAUCCCUGUCCCUUCUUUGAAAACUGCAGUUGCAUGCUUCCAUUCAGAACAUUGAGCACUUUACAAGACUUUGAGGCUGUGCAAACUUAUUCUGGGAAAUAUAAGUUGGACUGUGUGGAUGUUUGCCUUCAAAAGAACUGAUGUCUUGUGUCCAGGGGCCAGAUUUCAAAAAUCACAUGUUUCUCAUGCCCACACACAUUCCCACAGAUGAUGAUUGUUUAAAGCAAAUUUUGAGCAAAAUGAUUCAAAAUAUUUUGAUGCAAAAAUAAUUUUAACCAUACCACCCUAAUGUAACAAAGAUAACAUCAGCUCAGUUUGGCCUAGCUGAAUUCAACAUGUGAGAGAGCAAAGUCAAAAUGCAGGCUGUGUAGGCAUUUGCGGAGUAAAUUCUUUUGCGAACUAUUGGUCGUGCAAAGUGGGUUGGGAGGGUUCAGCAGUAAAAAAUGAUGCUCUGUACCAACAAGAUAAGCCAACAGACUGACUGUUCUCCAUAUUUUGCCCACUUUCUUUCCAAGUUUGAGGUGGGGGCUGGAAACACUGUUUAGGAAACAGUGCCCUCUUGGUAGCAGUGUCUAACCUACAAUCAGUUCACCUUGACAGCAUUGCAAUUUAUAGAAGAUGCCAUAUUAAUCCAAACAUUUUAUUGUUUAUUAAUCCAGAUCAUCAAAAAAGAUACAUUACAGCUCGCAGUGAUAUCCCAGCAAGAAUUUCAAUAUACGUACAGCAGUAAUUUCAGAGCCUUGAGUCCGGCACAUGUUAGCCACUCAUUUUAAUGCAUGUAGAUCAAGCAUGAUAAUACAAAUUUUAACAUACUUUGUCUUGGCUUGAGAUUGGCAUAUGUGCGCCAUAGGUUUAGUGCACCAAUGUCAUAAGCAUUCAGUGCUGUGGAUGAAUUCUUUGCAGACAUGCCAAGAAGCAAUCAACAGUUUCAUCCAUGUACCCAUCUAACAUGAAACCAGGCAUAUUGGCCCUGUAUUUGUUGUUCAUGUUUUUAACAUCACAAUUGCAUGUUUGCUGUGUUAUCCUGAAGAACAAAGGUCUAUCUGCUUGCUGUAUUAGGUACAUGGGCUGAUAUUGAGAUAUUUAGCCAUUUAACUGUUCCAGUGUAACAAACAUUAAUUAGUUUCUAAAAGUAAGUGGUAACCACCAUCUUAUGGUGCAUAGGAGCACCACAAGUGAGUGCCUGAGACUACUUGAAGUCACUGUUGCACUGGCUUACUCUCCACUGCACUCAACCACAGUACAUUGUCAAGUGUCAAGCCUUCAAGUUUUGUUUUGCGACAGACAUUACUGCCUCAUUCCUGGUGUCAAAUUGAGUGCAUCAUAGUUCCUUAUUAUUACUGUAAUGUUACUGGUCCAUUGCUUGCUAAAUAUGUUGUUUGACUCAUUUGUUAUCAUUAGCUUUGUGUGGGUGUAACCUCCAUGCAUUUAUCAGUUAUUUUGGCAGAUGCAUCCUAAGCUCACAUCAACCAAGACAGUUUUAUUUGUUGUUGCUGGAGAGCAUGGUGAGGAGCAUCAGCCAUUGCACACCUGAUAACUGCCGGUACCUGGGGGAGUCCUCUGAGUCACCUCUGCAAGAGGAGACAGAAACAAAAAAGACAAUGUGCCAACAUGUGGGCAAAAGUGUCAGCCUGGCGGACAUCAAGCGUCAGCUGAAGGCGGGUCGUCGGAUCGGCGUCUGUGACAAGAAGACGUCGUCUGCUUGCACGGCCGCGGGGGAUGAGGAGAAGACGGGCUCUGGUCAGCUGGCGGACGGCGUCUGGUUGUGCCUCCAGUGCGGCCACCAGGGGUGCGCCGGCCACGCCGCACACCACUUCGCCAAGCCCCGCUCCGACUCUCACACGCUGGCCGUCCACACGGAGAGAUGGGGGGCCUGGUGUUUUACCUGUAACAUGACUGUCUCGCUGAAGAGUAACAAGAAGCUUCACGAAGCCGUUCAGUUUAUACGCAGGAAGGAUGGCACAUUGCGUACGUCAGCCUCGUCGCCAAAAGAGGAGGUCACGGGCACCAGGUCUUUCAAGAACGUGGCGGUCAAAGACAAAGCGGCUCAAGAAAAGGGGCGAGAAUCUCUGCCCAAGGUCAAGGGUCUCAUCAACCUGGGCAACUCGUGCUACCUGAACUCGGUGCUGCAGUGCGUCAGCCAGUGCCACUACCUCACCCACUACCUGGACAUCAGCAGCCGGGCGGGCCGCCGCGUCAUGCUGCGGGAGAAGGACGGACGGAGCAUGGAGCUGGUGCUGCCGGAGACGGGGCCGCUGACCGCCUCGCUCUGCCACUUCCUGAAGCAGAUGCACACGGUCGGCAACACGGCCACCGUCUCGCCCAGCGACCUGCUGCGCAAGAUCGCACUCAAAGUGCCGCAGUUCGCGGGCUCGGAUCAGCAGGACGCCCACGAACUGCUGCGCGCGCUGAUGGAGCAGGUGCGGCUGGAGGAGCUGCGGCGUCACCAGCGGCAGAUCAUGCAGGCAUUGGGCCUGCCGACCAAGACGGACCCGAAGACGGUGGAGGCGGACGUGCGCGCGCGGCUGAAGGUCCUCGGUCGCCAGGUGUCGCACACCACCAUCGACUCCAUCUUCAGCGGACAGCUGGUCAGCCUAGUGGUGUGCCAGGCCUGCAUGACCCGGACACACCGGUUCGAGCCAUUCCUCGACCUCUCGCUGCCCGUCGCCGAGGAUAAGCCGAGCCGGCCGCGGAAGUUGUGCGGCAGCGGGGCGGACGACGAAGGCGAGUACGUGCUGACGCCGCGUAGCAAGGAGGCGGCUGCCCGACCGUACAAGCACAGCCAGAAGAAGGAGCGCCGCGCCGCCAAACGCCGCCGCCAACACUGUGCGCCGUCGGUGGGGGACGGGCCGGAGCGGGACCGCAGCGCGCAGCCGGUUGUGGGCUCUGACGCCGGUUCGGACGAAGGUCAGAGCGACGCCGACGAGGAGGACAACGGUGACACGGACCUGGCCAUCGACAGCCUGCUGGUGGACCUAGAGCUGGCACCGGCCGCUGCUGCACCGCCGUCUACCGCCGCCGGCUACGCGGCCGACGGUCGACGGACGCUGCGCGCCGGCGCUCGCCCGGAGUCGGUGCUGGCGUCGAGCGCGCUCUGCGAGGAGAUGGCGCGUCUCAGCCUGGGCGAUGACGAUCCCUCGGCGCCGCGGGACUCGGCGAGGCCGCCCCCGGUGGACGGGCCCGAUCUCUCGGCGCCGCGGAACUCGGCGGAGCCGCCCCCAGUGGACGGGCUCGAUCUCUCGGCGCCGCGGGACUCGGCGAGGCCGCCCCCGGUGGACGGGCCCGAUCUCUUGGCGCCGCGGAACUCGGCGGAGCCGCCCCCAGUAGACAGGCUCGAUCUCUCGGCGCCGCGGGACUCGGCGAGGCCGCCCCCGGUGGACGGGCCCGAUCUGCGGCCGGAUGGCACCGGCGCGUCGCCCGCUAAGAACGACCGCCGCCGCGGCUGGGAGGCCUCGGCUGACAGCGGACCGGGGCUGCGGGAGCGUGCUGCAUGGCCCGACAUCGACGGUGCUGACGGUUCGGCGGCGGCCGGAGAUCGGGCGGCGCUGCAGACCAGCCCCUCGGCCGCUGUCCCGGGCGCCGCGGCCGACCUGGACCGUCACCCGGCCUCGGGCGACGGCGUGGCAGCCACGCAGAACGGUUCCGGUGUGUUUACACCGCGGGAGGGGGCAUGUUCGCACGGUCAGACCACUCUGACCAACGGUCAAAAGGGGUCAGACAGCGAGACGGCUUCACCCAACGGCGAUAUCGAACACGAUGAGACGGCGCCGGCGAAUGGCGUCGACCUCGGACCAGACAGUUGGCGAGCUUCGCCGAGUGGAAAAACGGUGGACAGUGAGCCAGCCUCGCCGAACGGCCUGGCGGGGCCGUCUGUCGCCCAGACAGUGCCAGUAAACGGUCAAGCGGGGGACAGCCGGACGGCGUCGCCGACCGCGGACGUCCACGCCGAGCGUUGGCCGGCGGCCCCGAGCGGCGAGGCGCCGCCAGGAGACUGGCCGGCUGGCGCGCUGGACGCCGGCGCAGGUGCUCCUGGCCCGCUGACGCGCCCUGAGUGGCUCAGCCGGGCUCUGAUGACGCUGUCGGCGCGGUACCAGGCGGAGCCCGGCGAGUGCAGCCUGCUCACUUGCCUCAACCAGUACACGGCGCCCGAGCUGCUGGCAGGCAACAACCGGUUCGGCUGCGAGCGCUGUACCGAGCUGCGCAACCGCCGGCUCGCGGCCGGCAAGGCGGGAGAAAACGCAGAGAACGCCCGCGGCGAGGAGUCGGCCGGCGGCACCGUCUACAGCAACGCCAGCAAGCAGCUGCUGGUGUACAGCGUGCCGCCGGUGCUGACCGUGCACCUGAAGCGGUUCGAGGUGUGCAGCUUCAGCCUGCGCAAGGUCAACCGGCACGUGCAGUUCGGUGAGCGGCUGGACCUGGCGCCGUUCUGCUCCUCCAUCUGUCAGGACCUGCCGCAGAUGCGGCCCGGCCAGCGGCGCGUGCUGUACUCGCUGUUCGGCGUGGUGGAGCACAGCGGCCGUCUGAGCAGCGGCCACUACACGGCGUACGUGCGCGUGCGCCGCCGCAGCGAGCGGCUUACGGUCAACCCCGGCCUGCUUACCGAACUCGUGGCCGACGCGUACCAGCUGGCCUGCGCGAGCGCACAGAGCGUGCUGCCCACGCCCAUCUCGUCGCCCGGCCUUGAGCAGGAGCAGCAGGGCCAGGGGCAGGAGCAGGACGGGGGGCAGGGUCAGGAGCAGGGGCUGGAGCCGGAACCGGAGCCGGAGCCGGAACCGGAACCGGAGCCAAAGCCAGAGCCAGAGCCAGAGCCAGAGCCAGAGCCGGGACGCUGGUUCCACGUCAGCGACACGCAUGUGACGGAGGUGACACUGGACAGGGUCCUCAAAAGCCAGGCUUAUGUGCUGUUCUACGAGCGCGUCUUGUAGCGGGUCCGGAGGGCCGCGCUGCGCCAGACCAGGCCAGGCGAGGGCUGUUGUGUUCUGGAGAUGAGGUGCGCGGGCAAUGUCGCGGGCCGGCCGCCCGCCGUCGUCGGCACGCCCGGGCCGUCGGUGCUCUGUUCCAGUGUGGUGGUGUAUCGCCUCACACCGCAGUGUUGAAGGUGGUGUCGAUGGUCAGUCGUGCGCGGCGUGUGAUGUGAUGCCGUUUGAGCUGUUGUACGGCAGUUAGAACAGACUGGGCCCUGGAGGCGGCGCUAUGCCACCGGCUAGAAAUGUCUUCAUCCGCCGUUAAAUUUGUACAGUAGGUGACAAUAUGAAGCUGUAGCUGGUAGCAGGCAUUUAUAUUGGGGCAAUACAGUUAAUAUCAAGCAGCUUA